This is a messenger RNA of Brienomyrus brachyistius, 2947 nucleotides long. RefSeq names its product cyclic AMP-responsive element-binding protein 3-like protein 3-B. NCBI's taxonomy places the organism in Eukaryota, Metazoa, Chordata, Actinopteri, Osteoglossiformes, Mormyridae. Gene Ontology annotation, biological process: regulation of transcription by RNA polymerase II. Gene Ontology annotation, cellular component: nucleus. Bases 150 to 1436 code for a protein of 428 amino acids. The transcript has 10 exons. Gene Ontology annotation, molecular function: RNA polymerase II cis-regulatory region sequence-specific DNA binding; DNA-binding transcription factor activity, RNA polymerase II-specific. The record is from RefSeq and is a predicted model, not a curated record.
UAAACUUUGCCCCACAGCACAGUCAUGCAGAGACGCAGAGGCGAGAAGGCAUGAUGGUCCAAGGCGCUGGUGUCUAACAAGGAGAAAGACAUUUUUUUCCCCCCAUCUCAAUACUUGAGUUUUAUUCCAGCUGCCACUUUGGAACAUUUAUGAUGGCACAUGCCCCGAACAAGGGUUACGAUGGGAUGGAACUCCUCGACCUCUUAUUCGAUCAGACGGAUGGAAUCCUGCGUCACGAGGAAAUAGUGAGCCCGAGAGUCUGGUCAGUGCAAAAUCACAUCAUGGAUGACAGCACUGUCCUGUCAGCCUACAGUCAGUUUCCCCCUGUGCUGAGUUCUGCGGACUGCGGCAGCAGCGACACCUUCCUAGAAACCCUGCUGAGCGGCAGCGACUCUCUGUCCACCUCGGGGUCUCCCUUGUGGUCUCCCUCACCCAGUGACAGCGGGAUCAGCGAGGACCCCACUUCAGACCACAUGGACAGCCCCCCACCUCCCGAGAGUCCCCCACUGGAGACCCAUUGCUUCCACACCCCCCCUGUCCGCACAGUCGCUCUGGAACACAUGGAUGGUGAUGUCUCCAUCAAUCUGGAUGGCUGGGAGGCGGGCUUCUUCCCGGAGAAUACAGCUCAGAGGUCCCAGCUAUCCAUGGGGGCCCCACUCACUAUCAAAGACCUGCUGCUUUCUGGCACCAGUGAGCCGGUCCAGCAGUCUGCCCAGCAGCUCUUCCAGGAGCUGGUCCUCAAUGACGACGAAAAGAAGCUGCUGGCGAAGGAAGGUGUGAGCCUCCCCACUCAGCUGCCCCUCACCAAGUUUGAGGAGAGGGUUCUGAAAAAGAUUCGGAGAAAGAUCCGGAAUAAGCAGUCAGCCCAGGAAAGCAGGAGGAAGAAGAAGGAAUACAUUGAUGGCCUUGAGGGGAGAAUGGCAGCGUGUAAUGCACACAACCAGGAACUCCAGAGAAAAGUCCUUCAGCUGGAGAAAACCAACACGUCUCUGGUGGAGCAGCUGCGCAGACUGCAGGCACUGGUCAUGAAUAGCUCCAAUAAAAUGGCUCAGACUGGUACCUGCAUCUUGGUGCUGCUUUUGUCCUUCUCUCUCAUCCUUUUUCCCAGCCUGGAACCCUUCUCCUUCAGCAGGAUCAGCCAAAAGACAACAGACUUCAGUGCAGUCAGAGUCCAGUCACGGUCACUGCACUCUGUGGUCGAGGCACCGCAGACCCUUCCGGCGUAUUUGGUGGACCGGGGAGUCGAGGCCGUCGAAACAUUGCUGGCUAAGAUGCAACUGAGGUCAGAUUUCCCAGAAUCCAGUACCAUCCCUCACAAUAAUACCCUGGAGGAGGGACAUAAUCGCCAUGGAGACCCCAUCACGGGUCACGUUGCCACAGUGACCUGGCCCACAGCACAGGACACAACACUUCGUCCGCAUGCUGACGAUAUGUAAGGUUUGACAAGAAAUUAGGUGUAAAUUAAUGUCACAGAGGACUUAUUUUUCUGUCUUUCCUCAUCCUUCUCUACAAAUGCAAAAUAUUGAUUUAGAAACUUUGGCCGACAAAAAUGUACAAACCUGUAGCUGCUUCUAAAUCCAAUCAAACUGAAAGUGUCAUUAUGAGACUCGUAAAUCUCCAAAGGAGAUUUGACACAAAACAUUCGGUCCCAUAGAGGAGAUUUUAGGGAGACAGACAUCUGUCGUUAUAGUUUUUACAUUUUUUUUUGUUGUUUCUUAUGUUUUGUCAAAAUUUUACUAACAGUAUCAUGAUAUGAUGGUGAUUUUUCUAAGACAGUUGAGGGGAUAAAUUAAUUAAAUGAUGCAUUGGGAUGGCAGUGUGUUAAUUGUCUUUGUGUAAACAAAUCCUAGUCCAACUUCAUGCAUGAACAAGAUCAGUAGGAACUCGGGUUCUGCCGAAAACGUUCCUUACAUGAAGUGUCUAAGCGUAGUUUGGACAAACUCCACGAACAUUCUAUGGAAUGAUUCCAUUAACUGGUGUGUUUCAUAUGUUAUGUAUGAAAACACUCUGUCAAGUGUGGGGGGGUCCAUUGAAGUAUCGCGGGAACUUCUGUCAUGAAAAUGCAGGAAAAAUAUUCCAUGCUUUCACUCUUUUUUAGAACGUUCGAACACUGUAAAUAUAAUGUAAAAAAAAAUUAAAAAUUAAAUGCUGAAUCACUGGGGUUGGAGCCAUAUGAUACAUAACAGAGAAGAACAGGAAGGUUCUGAUUAAUUGGACAGGAAGCAGAAGUGUUAGGGAUGAUGCUACUUGAUCAUUUGGAUAAUCGGCAUCUAUGUCUCUAUCUUUUUCUGUGUGUAUUGUAAUUAUAUAUAUAUAUAUAUAUAUGACAUAUAUAUAUAUAUAUAUAUAUAUAUAUAUAUAUAUAUAUAUAUAUAUAUAUAUAUGAGUAUAUGUGCACAUAUUCUGUCUGCAACUGCAUGUUACUGUAUCUGCAGGUGUGUCAGGCCAGGGCCUGGAGCCAGAAAGUAAUUUGGGCUGGGGGGAGUGGUCAGCAAAUUUCGAGGGCGGUUCAGACUUGUUGCCUGGCUGAUUGGGAGCAAACAAAUGUUGGGGUGGGGAGAGUUAAACCUGUGAUUUUACUACAUGUCUAUGUGCCUGUUAGGCAUUUUGUCUGUGUUUUGUAUCUGCCUAUUGCUGCCUAUUUUAGGACCACACUGAGACACUUUAUGCAUGCUUGUGCUUGUGUGUGAAUGUUUCCGGCAUCAGACGUGCUCUGAGCCUCCGUCUACAGUAUGUCUGUACGUGUGUCUCGACGUGUGUGUCGUCAGCGCUGUGACUGCUCCUGCACUUUGAUUUGCAUCAUUGCACAGCACUCUCUCUCCCCCUGUCUCUCUCGCUCACUCGUCCCCCUGCUAUGACAGUAAGCAGUAGGGGACAGACUUUAAUCUGAAAAUUGUUAUUUUUUUUGACAAGGAAAUGCGACUCAAAUAAAGCAGAUUACGUUGAA